AUGAACAUCAUUCGUUUAUUUUCAUUUUUAACCAUCUUUGGUUUACUCUACUUAGCCACAACAGGCGUUUAUGGUAAAGAAGAUGCUGACGUAGAAAUUGGCGAAGAAGAAGAAACUAUUUUACGUCCCGAUGAAACAGUAGGAUCUACAAGUGACACUCUUGAAACCAAAGAAGAUGAAGAUUUAGACCGUAUACCAUCAUCACCAGAAUUCCGUACGAACUAUGUGUUUAUUCAACCACCAAGAGCUAACGAAUUAUUUGCUGGGAAAUUAACUCGUUUACUCGUCGGUGCACGCAAUAAUGGUACACAAAGUUUCGUUGUGGAAUCAAUUGAUGGUUCAUUACGUUAUCCGCAAGAUUUUACUUAUUACAUUCAGAAUUUUACCGCUUUACGAGCAGAAAAAACUGUGGAACCUGGCUUGGAAUCAACAUUCGAAUAUUUAUUCAUGCCAAGUGAAACUUUCAAUGGUCGACCAAUGGGUUUAGUUGUUUUAGUUAAUUACCGCAAUAACGAAGGAAAACGUUUUCAAAAUGUUGUCUUCAACCAAACAAUCAAUUUCAUCGAUGCCGAUGAAGGAUUUGACGGCGAAACAUUCUUUCUUUAUAUCUUUCUCGGUGCCAUCUUAGUUCUUUUGGGCUUCGUCGCUUAUCAAUACUUACUCGCCAAUCGUGUCAAACGAGUCAGCGGUAAAUUAGGCUCACAAAACCUUGCAUCUCAACAAGGCAAAGGCAACUAUGAUGUCGAUUGGAUUCCAAAACACCAUCUUCCUCAAAACCGAUCGCCAAAGAAAAGUCCACGUGAACGUAAAUCUCGAUCGGCCAAUGGUGUGAAUGGUACCAGUGGUGCUGCCUCGAGCGAAAACGAUGAAUAG
Messenger RNA from Adineta ricciae, 873 nucleotides. NCBI's taxonomy places the organism in Eukaryota, Metazoa, Rotifera, Eurotatoria, Adinetida, Adinetidae. The record is from the annotation of a GenBank genome assembly.